Messenger RNA from Tupaia belangeri chinensis (Chinese tree shrew), 5198 nucleotides. It is a transcript of the gene PTPRC, whose product is annotated as protein tyrosine phosphatase receptor type C. NCBI's taxonomy places the organism in Eukaryota, Metazoa, Chordata, Mammalia, Scandentia, Tupaiidae. Gene Ontology annotation, molecular function: protein binding; protein tyrosine phosphatase activity. The record is from RefSeq and is a predicted model, not a curated record. Gene Ontology annotation, biological process: T cell receptor signaling pathway; positive regulation of peptidyl-tyrosine phosphorylation; protein dephosphorylation.
AGGACCCUUUACAGUAUUUUUGGAGAAGUUAGUAAGACCGAAUCUGACAUCACCGCUAGCCCUUCAUGUAGCUAGUGAGUGGUCUGUUCUCAGGGUAACAGAGGAGGAAAUUGCUCCCCGACUGAUUAGACAACAGUGAAGAAAGGACGCAUGCUAUUUCCCAGGGAUUCGACUGAUUCCCAGAUAUGACCAUGUAUUUGUGGCUUAAACUUUUGGCAUUCGGCUUUGUCUUUCUGGACCCAGAAGUGUUCGUUACGGGGCAAAUAUCAGGAGUUACUACACCUGCUCCUGCAGGACCGAACACAGUGGAAUCCAAUACUUCGUCUCCAGGUGCCCCCUUACCUACUCGCACCACUGCAUUCUCACCCACAAGCAUCUCUGAAAGAGGAAAUGACUCCUCAGAGACGUUGGAUCCUCUUAGGCCAGGCCGCCCUACAACCCAAGUACCCCUGGAUUCUCCGGAUAAUGCUAGUGCUGUCGCUACGACAGGUGUUCCAUCAACCCAGACGCCUCACCUUCCCACGCACGCAGGCUCGCAGGCGCCCUCUCCUGGACCUGACACUCAGACACUGGGCAGCGAGGCUGUCCUUACCGCACUCACGCCUGCUCCAGGCAGGAAUGACACUCCAGGUGUUCCAGAAGAGAGGAGCCCCACCAGCACAUUUUCUGCAGACACGGCUUUGCCAUCAGUAGCCACCGCCAUCCCUGCACGCAACAGCUCUGCUGCCUUACCUGCACGCACCGCUAACAUCACCACCACAGACAACACCUCAGAUGUGUACCUUUCCUCCACUGCACCAUCCAUUCCGAGCUCUACAUCCACUGUCAUUCCAACCACAACAAUAGUUAUGACUACACCUAAACCAUCCUGUGGUGAAAAAUUUGCAGCAAUCUCUGUGGGCUAUGAAUAUGACUAUAUAAACCAUACUUACAGUGCCACGCUCAAUGCUACUGAAACAGUGGAAUGUCAGCCUGAGUGUAUCAACAAUACCGUGCAUGGCCUAAAGGAGUGUGAAAAUAUCGACAUUUCCAUAUCUCAUACUUCAUGUGCUUUUCCAAAUAAAAUAGUAUCAUUGAAUGUGCCACCAGAUCCUACAGCCUUUGAGCUGAGAAACUGUACAAUGGAUGAAACAGCAGAUACUACUAUUUGUUUAGAAUGGAUAAACAACUCUGCUUGUGAAACAGAAGCAUUUGUAUACUUGUUUAAAUGCAAUACUUCAUCUAAUGCAACAGUUUAUAAACAAACAGCUGUAUUAGAAAACCUUAACCCCAAAACUAAAUAUAAAUGUGAUUCACAAGUAUUCUAUAAUAACCAAAUGUGGAAAAAUGAAAGUAAAGUUAUUGAAACAGAUUAUGGGGCUCCUGAUGAACCUAAGAAUUUUACCUGUGAUUUUGAUUCCACAAAUGUGAACAUUACCUGGCAGGCCCCCGGAAAUGCAUUUCAUAAUUUUUCUUUUUGUAACAAGAUGAAACAAGAUGUCUGCCACGAUCUACAUGCAAACGAUACUAGCUAUGUUUUGGGAAAUUUGGAACCUUAUACAGAUUUCUCGAUAACAUUACGUGCCUGCAUCAGUGGAAGAAAGAUACGCUGUGGACAUGAAGUGGUUUGUAUGAACAAGACAAAACCAGGGAAGCCAAGCCAGGUCCAGGAUAUGACUGUCUUCCUGAAGUCAGACAACAGUGUACUUGUCACCUGUAAACCCCCUGAGAAACGGAACGGUCCUGGUGAAAACUACCAUUUGGUAGUCCCAGGAGUUCUACUUCAGCCAAAACCUGUAUGUCAUUUCUUUCUAGAAAAUCUUCACUAUUCAACAGACUAUAAGUUUCAGAUCUUUUUUCAUAAUGGGCACUAUGAAGGAGAUCCAGUUACUAAGUAUCAUUCAACAUCUUACAAUUCCAGAGCAUUGAUUAUAUUUCUGGCAUUUCUGAUUAUUGUGACAUCAAUAGCCCUGCUGGUUGUGCUCUAUAAAAUCUAUGAUCUGCAUAAGAAAAGAUCCUGCAAUUUAGAUGAACAAACAGAACUUGUUGAAAGAGAUGAUGAGAAACAGCUGAUGAAUGUGGAGCCAAUCCAUGCGGAUGUUUUGUUGGAAACUUAUAAGAGAAAGAUCGCAGAUGAGGGCCGACUGUUUCUGGCUGAAUUUCAGAGCAUUCCACGGGUGUUCAGCAAGUUUUCUAUCAAGGAUGCUCGAAAAUCUUUUAAUCAGAAUAAAAACCGUUAUGUUGACAUUCUUCCUUAUGACUAUAACCGUGUUGAGCUCUCUGAGAUAAAUGGAGAUGCAGGCUCAAACUACAUAAAUGCCAGCUACAUUGAUGGUUACAAAGAACCUAGGAAAUACAUUGCUGCUCAAGGUCCCAGGGAUGAAACGGUUGAUGAUUUCUGGAGGAUGAUCUGGGAACAGAAGGCUACAGUUAUUGUCAUGGUCACUCGAUGUGAAGAAGGAAACAGGAACAAGUGUGCAGAAUACUGGCCAUCUAUGGAAGAGGGCACUCGCGCUUUUGGAGAUGUUAUUGUGAAGGUCAAUGAGUACAAGAGGUGUCCAGACUACAUCAUUCAGAAACUGAGCGUCACAAAUAAAAAAGAAAAAGCCACCGGAAGGGAAGUGACUCACAUUCAGUUUACCAGUUGGCCGGACCACGGAGUGCCUGAAGAUCCUCACUUGCUCCUCAAGCUGCGAAGGAGAGUGAAUGCUUUCAGCAACUUCUUCAGUGGUCCCAUCAUCGUGCACUGCAGUGCUGGUGUUGGGCGCACGGGUACCUACAUUGGAAUUGACGCCAUGCUGGAGGGCCUGGAGGCAGAGAACAGGGUGGAUGUUUACGGUUAUGUUGUCAAGCUAAGGCGACAGAGAUGCCUGAUGGUUCAAGUGGAGGCCCAGUACAUCCUGAUUCAUCAGGCUUUAGUGGAAUACAAUCAGUUUGGAGAAACAGAAGUCAGCUUGUCUGAAUUACACUCAUGCCUACAUAACAUAAAGAAGAGAGACCCACCCAGUGAGCCAUCUCCACUGGAGGCUGAAUUCCAGAGACUUCCUUCAUAUAGGAACUGGAGAACACAGCACAUUGGAAAUCAAGAAGAAAAUAAAAGUAAAAACAGGAAUUCUAACAUCAUUCCAUAUGACUUUAACAGAGUGCCACUUAAAUAUGAACUGGAAGUGAGCAAAGAAAGUGAACAUGAUUCAGAUGAGUCAUCUGAUGAGGAAAGCGACUCAGAAGAAGCCAGCAAAUACAUCAAUGCAUCUUUUAUCAUGAGUUACUGGAAACCUGAGGUGAUGAUUGCUGCUCAGGGGCCACUAAACGAGACCAUUGGUGACUUCUGGCAGAUGAUAUUCCAAAGAAAAGUCAAAGUCAUUGUCAUGUUGACUGAGCUGAAGCAUGGAGACCAGGAAGUCUGUGCUCAAUAUUGGGGAGAAGGAAGACAGACAUAUGGAGAUAUAGAAGUCGAUACAAAAGAGACAACCAAAUCUUCAGCUUAUACCCUCCGCGUAUUCGAACUGAGACAUUCUAAGAGGAAAGAGCCUCGAACGGUGUACCAGUACCAGUACACUAACUGGAAUGUGGAGCAGCUUCCUGCUGCCAAGGAACUGAGCUCUCUGAUUCAGGCCCUCAAACAAAAACUUCCCAAGAAAAAUCCCACUGAAGGAAAUAAGUAUCACAAGAGCGUGCCUCUCCUUAUUCAUUGCAGAGAUGGAUCUCACCAAACAGGAAUAUUUUGUGCUUUGUUAAAUCUCUUGGAAUGUGCAGAAACUGAAGAGGUGGUAGAUGUUUUCCAAGUAGUAAAAUCUCUACGCAAAUCUAGACCAGGAAUGAUCCCCACGUUCGAGCAAUAUGAAUUCCUCUAUGAUGUCAUCGCCAGCACCUACCCCGCUCAGAAUGGACAAGUGAAGAAAAACAACCAAGAAGACAAAAUUGAAUUUGAUAACGAAGUGAACAGAACAAAGCAGGAUGAUAAUUGUGUUAGUCCACCUGGUGCUCCAGAGAAGACCCAUGAAGGAAACCAAGAGGCUGGAGGUUCUGAACCCACGAGUGGCACCGAGGGGCCAGAACAUUCUGCCAACGGUCCUGCAAGUCCAGCUUUAAUUUAAAGUGUGUAGGAAGAGACAUAGGUGGGCAACUCAAGACCUCCUGUGUCUGGUUAUUUCUAUUUUUCUAGAAGUAGGAGUGGAACAGAAGUACACAGUCCAUUCAUAAAGUACAUUGGACCAAUGUUUGCGGAGAACUUUUAUUUUACUACUGCGGAGACAUAUUUAAGAUAGUUUUGCUAAAGUGUUUUGUACAGUCUUUGUGCUUAUGUUAAAAUUUUACCUAUAAUUUAGCAAAAGCCACCACUUCUUUUUAGUGUGUGUGUGUGUGUGUGUGUGUGUGAGAGAGAGAGAGAGAGAGAGAGACAGGGAGAGAGAAAGAAUACUUUGCAGUGAACCCAAAUGCUUUAAGAAACUUUGCUUUUUGUUUUUAUAAAGAAAAAAAAAAACACAUUUUCUAUUGGAAGUAUUAACUUAGCUUGAAGGUUCUGUUUUUUAAAAUCAUGAAUUAAGUGUGGACUCUGUGUAAGAAAAGCAGCAUGUAUAUUUCCACAAUGACCUCCAGAUGUCCUCAUUGUUCUACUCUUACCUAUCUUAUAGUUUACAUUUUGCAUCUAGAGAUAGUAAAUAAAAGUAGUGUGUGUAUAGCUCCUACAAGAAAUAUAACUAAGUUAACAUUUGUAAAACUCAGACUCCAUACAUUAGCAUUUAGUACAUCUUUUUAAGCAUAUUUAAUCUAAUUUAAAAUUUUCAUGUAGGCCAAUGUUGCUGUCUUCACAGAGGAUUUAUAUCUUUACCACAUGGAUUACAUUCUAUGCAGUAUGUGAAAUUCAUUGCUUAAUACUUUUGACCAAAAAUUAUAUUUGUUACAACCAAACAUAAAUAAACAUUUUAAAAAUAAAUAAAUGCAAAUUAUACUAAAUCUGUGGAAGAAAAAUAGAACCGUGUAAAUGUAUUUGUGCUAAAUAUUUACAUAAGAAACCUAAUAUAGCUAGUUUUAUAGAAUUACACCUUGGUAUGUGAAAUAUGAUAUUGAAUCUGAGUAUUUUCCAUGUUAGAGUCCAUCCUUGACUUUCAUAAAAGCACAUUUAUGCUGAUUUUCUUGAGUGCUUAGACUCAAGAAAUCAGGAAUUGUUAUCAUUACUAUUCAAUUCAAUAAUUAAAUGUUCUCAUUUAUAUUAGGUA